Messenger RNA from Paramacrobiotus metropolitanus, 2739 nucleotides. RefSeq lists its product as uncharacterized. NCBI's taxonomy places the organism in Eukaryota, Metazoa, Tardigrada, Eutardigrada, Parachela, Macrobiotidae. The record is from RefSeq and is a predicted model, not a curated record. Bases 1350 to 2324 code for a protein of 324 amino acids. The transcript has 3 exons.
CAUUUUUUGUUUCUAAUUUCUACUAAGACAUUGAUAAUUUAAAAAUGUUGUAGUGAGAAACACAUGUAUGAUGUAUGAUCUAUACCGGAACAGCAAGAUAAGAAUUCAUUUCCCAUGGAACAUGCUUUCUGGACUGUUACCCUUGUGAUUUGGUUCAGCAUGUCGGUACCUAUUCAGUGCAAAUCGUGUUAUUGUAUAAUUUUCAUAAUACUACUACACAAAAGAUUAUACUCGCAGUUUAGUACUGCCUGUCCGGUCUCCGUUUCGACUGAAGGGGACCUGGACCGAUUGAUCCGCAAAGCGGAAGAACAAACGCAAAAUGGAGUAAUUGUCCUGCCCGUUUUCCAAUGGCAUACAUCACAAACCAGUGAAAUCGAAAAUGUAGUGCGGAUACCUACAGGCAUGACCGCCACGUUUGCAUGUCCUACGAAUAUGGCAGCUGAUACCGCAAAAACGAUAGUCUGGCGCCACCAAAAUCGAACAAUUGCUGCUAAUAACGACGAGACUGCGAGCACCAGUACAUUCUUUUACAAUCGAAAAGAUCGUGCCGAAUUCAGUUAUUUUUUCAUUCAUAACGUGACAUAUAGCGCACUGGGUAGUGUUCAAUGCCUGCAUCGAUAUAACCGAAGUGAUGACCUUUUCCUUAUUAAGCGCUUUGAGCUCCGACCGAAGCUGCAAUCGGUGGAAGAGGUUUUCCCCGAGGUUAUGCUCAACGUAACGAGUACGCAGUCCAAGAAUGUGUCGGUAUCGUGCACGGCAAAUGUUGACUGUCGAUGCACCAAAGGACCAUACUUUUUAAUCAAAUAUGAUAGGAUCUUCGCAGUCAAACCACGAGACCUGUCGCCUGGCACACUCCGACCAUCAAGACUGUUAAGCUAUCCGCCUGAUGUAAGCCAUUAUAAAUGGUUUUACAACUGUAGAACUAUGAUAGAAAGGGAUACUAUCCCUUGCACGGCUACACUGUUCGUCUUUCUGUCUAAACAUUCUCAGCAUCGCUCAGUACCGGUAGAAUGUUGGGCUCAACCAGAUGUCAACUCCAAUGUGUGGUUCGUGCAGAAAGCUUAUGUCAAUUUUGUGUAAAGUUAUUUUAUAAGGGGAACUGUCAAAUGCUUAUAAUUUCUUGUUUGUUCUGUCCAAAGUUUACUGGGAUGCCGGUUGUGACACAGAUCUUUUCCUUCCGAUCAUUUCUUGUAUAGCCUGAUGCUUGGCAACUGAUGACUUGCUUAUUAUGAGGAGCCAAGAAAAAUGCAUUUAAAACCGCGCUUUGUAUCCACGGCGUCAGGAUUAAAAUUAAAAAGUGAACACUGAAGCUUAAGAGAAGCUUAAGAAGCAGCUAUACGCAUAAUACGAUGAGGACUUCAGUUUCUAAUUCGUACAUGGAAGAUGUUUUCUGGACUGUCGCGCUUAAUUUCAGCAGUCUGGUAGAUAUUCAUUGCAAAACGCGCUACUGUUUGAUUUUAAUAUUAUUAUACAAGGGGUUAUAUUCACAGUUAUGUGCUGCCUGUGGUCCGGUUCCCCCAACAAACGAAGGUGACCUGGACCGAUUGGUCCGCAAAGCGGAAGACGAAGUGCAAAAUGGAGCAAUUAUUUUGCCUGCGUUUCAAUGGCCUAGAUCCCACAAAAAUGAGAUGAAAAACGUAAUACGGACGCUUACAGGCAUGACAGCUACCUUUGCAUGUCCUACGAACAUGUUGACUGACACGGUCUGGCGACACCAAAACCGAACGAUUGCUGCCGAUAACGAGGAAACUUCCAAAACCAGGACAUUCUUCUACACACGAAAAGAUCGUGGAGAAUUCAGUUAUUUUUUCAUUCAUAACGUGACCUAUAGCGCACUGGGUGGUGUCCAAUGCCUACAUCGUUUUAACGGAAGUGAGGAUCUUUUCCUUAUUAAGCACUUUGAACUCCUGCCUAAACUGCACUCAGCUGAAGAAGUUUUUCCCACUGUUAUGCUCAACGUAACCAGUAAACAGGCCAGGAAUGUCUCGGUGACAUGCACAGCAAAUGUCGACUGCCGAUGCACCAAAGGGCCCCAUUUGUUAUUUAAGUUUGACAGGCUCUUCGCAGUCGGACCGCGCGACUUGACUUCCGGUAGAGUCCGACCAUCUAGACUGCGACGUCGUCCGCCUGAUGUAAGCAAGUACGAAGCGUUCCACAACUGUAGAGAUAUGCCAGAAAGGGAUACUGCGCCUUGUUCCGCUACGUUGUUCCUUAUUCUGUCUGCACAUCCGCAACAUCGCUCGGUACCGGUAGAAUGUUGGGCUCAACCUGAUGGCAACUCCGAUGAGUGGUUCGUGCAAAAAGCUCGUGUUAAGUUUUCGUAGUCGUCAGUCCUCUAUUAAUUUGUAUACAGAUGGAGUCUUUCAGUUAUUAUCAGUAGCGGUGUAACACAAAAGGCUAUAUAGGCCAUUUUUGUCACUUUUUUACAAAGCCUCCACGUUAAUUGAGCUGCUUGUCUAGCGAAAUUUUACACCAGUUAACAGAUGUAUUGUAUGGAAGCUAUAGCAAUUCAGACAGAGGUACAAAAAAUUUGACAUGCAUAUAAACUGUGGCAAAUUGUAAAAGUUCAAGAGAAGUACUUUUAUCUGUAGCGCCUGUCACGCGCUUUCACGCGGCGCUUACUUUUUUACCUCGGACGUAAGUUCUCAAGCUAUCCAAUUUUAAAGCUCUCACAAACCGUACUAUAUCUCAUCUUAUACGCAAAACUGUCAAAAGAUCAUAAUUUCUUGUGCGUUUUGC